Argiope bruennichi is the source of this 10718-nucleotide messenger RNA. RefSeq names its product muscleblind-like protein 1. Bases 179 to 1276 code for a protein of 365 amino acids. The transcript is spliced from 9 exons. NCBI's taxonomy places the organism in Eukaryota, Metazoa, Arthropoda, Arachnida, Araneae, Araneidae. Gene Ontology annotation, molecular function: metal ion binding. The record is from RefSeq and is a predicted model, not a curated record.
GCACCCACACCUCGCAACAAAACACACAACCGUAAGAUGGCGGUGGCAAUACGCAUAGAAGACGCUCGUCGGAAGACUUAAAACAGCGGCAGUGUUCCAUUCCGUCUGAACCCACCCCUCCGCUCUUCAAACAACUCCACAACCUGAAGUGACCUCUGCUCAGUCCGUCCGUCAUGCCAUGGCCAUGGUGAGCAGCCUCGCAGCCAUCAAAGAUUCCCGGUGGCUCCAGCUUGAAGUGUGCCGGGAGUUCCAAAGGAACAAGUGCUCCCGCUCCGACACCGACUGCAAAUUCGCGCAUCCCCCCUCGCACGUCGAGGUACAGAACGGCCGCGUCAUCGCCUGCUACGACUCCAUCAAGGGAAGAUGUAAUCGAGAGAAGCCCCCUUGCAAGUAUUUUCACCCUCCACAACACUUGAAAGACCAGUUGCUCAUCAAUGGUCGCAACCACCUCGCCCUAAAGAACGCCCUCCUGCAGCAGAUACCCCUCCAACCGCUCCUCACAGGCCAGCUGCCAACAGCUGUGGUAAGUGGUCUUCUGUACAGUCAGCUGGCGCAACAACAGCAGCAACAGCAGCAGCUGCAACAGCAACAACAGUGUGCAGCUGCGUUCAAUCUCAUGAAUGCAAAUGCGUUGAAGGCUACAACCUCGCCAUAUUUGCCUGCAAUGGCUGCAGCAUCCACAUUCAGCCCUUACUUGGGACACACUCCUAUGAUGACAGGUUUACUACCUGCAGACGCUCUAGCUUCGCCUCUUAGUCUAGUUCCUUCACCACUGAUGACUGCUGCCCAAAAAUUACAAAGGACUGACAGACUUGAGGUGUGCCGUGAAUUCCAGCGUGGCAAUUGCAAACGAACUGAGAAUGAGUGCCGCUUCGCCCACCCUCCUGAGCACGUGACCGUGGACAGUGGCGAGGGCACCGUCACAGUAUGCAUGGACUUUGUGAAGGGGCGCUGCACGCGAGACCAGUGUCGCUAUUUCCAUCCGCCAGCCCAUUUGCAGGCACAGCUGAAAGCGGCUCAGACACGAGCUGGCGCAGCUGCAGUGCCGCACAUGGUCGAGACCUUGAUCGGCAAGAAGCGUCCUCGUGAUGAUGACCUCAUUCUGACAUUUCCUGGAAUAGUUCCAUAUGCAAAACGAGCUGCUGUUGAUAAAAGUGGCCUUCCCGUUUAUCAACCAACUGGUGCAGCAUACCAACAGGCACUUGCCAUGCAGGUCCAACAGCCUUUUGUGCCUGUAACUUUUGCUGGACACCCUGCCUCUGUGCCGAGAUUUUAAGUCUGGGCUGUGUAAAAGGCCACAGUGUCGUUAUGUUCACCUUUUAGAAGAUUAUGUAGAGGUACUGGACGGGAAAGUAACAGUCUGUCGUGAUGCUGUAAAGGGCAAAUGCAGCCGGCCGCUUUGCAAGUACUACCACAUACCUCUGCCCACUCCGUUCAUGAACAGCGUACUGUGACCACCAUUUAUAAUUAUCUAAAGAUAUUAUUUGUUUUUCUUUUCUUUUCCAAGAGUGUUGUCUUCUACCUAUUUGACUCGAACGAUCCUUCUGUGAUAAACAGAUUUAUUUUCUUGCAACUAACGGUGACUUGCAGACACUAGUCAACUGUCACUCGGAUGUGCCAUCACUUCUAUGGAUGUUCAAACACACACACUCAAACAAGUCCAGGAACGUUUAUUUUGCUUGUUAAAUCUUCGAAUGAUUAUCUUUCAACAAAUGAUGUGUUGAAAGGAAUAUUUUCACCUGAAGUUAUAAAUUGUGUGUUUUCGUUUCUAUUAUAUAUUCUAAGUACAGUUAAUGUUUUGUUUUCAUAUUUUGAAGAUAUUAGCAUUGGAGUUUUCACUUGGAUGGGCUUCAGUCUUUCGUUUUUUUCCAUUUACUGAUACUAAAUUGAUAUUGAAAUAUGACUGGAAAAUUGUAUUUCUUUGCCGUUUGGAUAUUUUCUAAAAGAAACAUGGAGAAAAGUAAUUCUGAAGAAAUGAAGAUUUAUGGAAUUAGAAGAACAUGUAAACAUUUUAUUGAAUUAUUUUAAUACUAAAUUGACAUCUGUUUUAUUUUUAAAAAAAAUUAUUAUUACUUUCAAAAUAUUUUUAUAAAGAUAGUUAUAUGUGAUUUUAUAUUUUUUCAUUAUGUUUAUCAAAAAGCAGUUGUUGUGUGAUUAGAAGAAAAUCAAAAAUAUUUAAAUGACGAAUUUUUAAAAAAUAUAAUAAAAGUUGUUUUUGCGUCUUUGUAUAUUUAUAUUAGUUAAUUCUUUAAUUGCUGUGCAUGCUGAUGAUAUGUUAAUUAACUCUUGUGCAGUUAUUGUGCAAUAAUAAAUUGUUAUUUUAACUUUGUCAUCAAAAAAUUACUUUAAGAAAAUGAUGUAGUUCUAAAGAACUAUACUAGUCUAAGUAUUUUAUCAGUAAUUACUUUUGUUUACCGAAUUUUAAGUUUAUAGAUUGUUUAGAUAUACAUUUAAAAAAGUUAUCUGACAAAAAUGUAUGUGAUUAUUGACAAAAAUGUAUGUGAUUAUUUACAUGUUUAUUUUUCUUGUGAAAUUAUUUAUUUAAAUUUAUAAUUGAAAAAAAAAAAAAAGACUCCUCAGGUGGAAAUCAUUCUUUACACAGCUACAAUUUCAUCUUUCUAUGAAUUGCAGGAACAACUAACUGUACAUACUCUUAAAGUAUGUUUUCAUUUUUUGUUGCUUUAAUUAGAUGUUAAUCAACUUAUUGCUGUGCAUGCCUGUUCUAUAUUAAAUUUAUUGAAAAUCAUUUUUGAAUUUGUGUCAUGCCUGGAAAUACUUCUUUUUAAAUGUAUGAUUCAUGUAAUGUCUAAAUAUUUUAAAUUUUAAUGACUUAUUUUGCUAGAUUGGCUCAUUUUUUUGUUUGUAAAUUCUGUUCUUUUAUGAUGAUCUUUUAUAAAUUAUUUUUAUUAUAAUUUAUUUAUACAGGAUGCCCACUUGAAUACUUUACACCUCACCUUAACUUCUGAAUUAUAGCAUUUAUAGUCAUGGAAGUUGUAUCUUGGUAUAGUAAAAUGGCUGUGCAUUAUAUGCUGAGCUCACUUAGACCAUCAUCUGGCAAAAAAUUAGAGAUAAUGUUCCUAUUUAGUAAAAAGUACAAGAAGUGUGUGUGUGUGUGUGAUGGGGAGGAGGUGUCAAUUGCAAAGUUGUGGAGCAUUUUCGAUUUAAUACAAAUAAGCAGUUGAUAGUAAGAAUAAAACUCUCAAAAUCCACAUAUGUUUGUUCAUGAUUUUUGAAAAUGUAAUGUUACAGUAUGUGUUCAAAAAGAGAAAAAUAAUCAGUUUUCACAAGAUAACAAAUUUUCCUGUUCAAAUUACUCUUUGUCAUGUAUGAUACAGAUUUGGGCCAUUGUAUGCUUUGUAACAUAUCAGUUGGUGUGCUAGUACAAGCAAAAUUAAUAUGUCAUCCAUAGUCCUACAAUGUCAGCUGAAAGGGCGUACUUAUUGUUUGAGUUAUUUCCUCUUGAAAAGUAGAUUGAAUUUUUCUUUCCUGAAAAGUAAUAUUUUUUUCUUUUAUCUAUGUUUUGUGUGCAUAAUUUUGGAAAAUGCACACAAACAAAUGUAUAUUUUAAGCAUUUUGUUUUUUAGUAUAAAUAUUUCAAAGUGUCUUUUUGUACUAAAUAAAUAAUGUUCUACAGCUUUGUUAUUGACAUUCCCAUCCCCCCAUCUUGUACUGUUGUCGAUUUGAGUACUGAUGCCAUUGUUUCCAGUCGGGACGUUGUAAGCGAGUUUCUAAGUACAUUUUAUUGUACUUAGAUACCACUUUCAUAAUUAUAGAUUUUUUCAUUUAGAAGUUAAAGGAGGGGAAGGGCUUUUUUUAGUGGAAAGUGUCACAUACAAUGAAGCACCAUUUAUAUGUUAUAUAUAAUAUGAUUAUUAAAUUUAAGGUGAUUCGUGCAUAUAUUUAAAAGUUUUUAAGAUGAUAUAUUAAUAGUAAUGAAAAUAAUGAUUAAACAUUUAGCAUAAAAAUAAAUUGUACCUCCAUUGCAAAUCUUGAAUAUUAAUUGUACAUUUCUUUGUUUAUACUAUCAUAUGCAUCACAAUUGAAAAAAAAAUCUUCAUUUGCCAUCUGACAAGUUGCUUGCCAGCGAGUAUUAACUAUAGUAUUAUAAAUCGAAUUAUGACCAUUGAAAGCUUUUUCACUAGUGUAGGGGGGUUGGAGUUUGAAGAUUUUUAGUAGAAGAUUUGGUAGCAUUAUGUUUUAAAAAAAAAAAGUGAAAUAACUUUCUUCCAUUCUUUUUUAUUAUCACUUAUAUUAUUACCAAAUAGUGUUUCCCAUUUUCCCUUAAAAAUUAUGGGAAAAAAAAAAAAUGACCGAUUCCAAAAAUUUAGGAAAUUAAGAAAGGAAUAUUAUUGAAGCUUUAUAUUCUUUAUACAGUGUAUGAAUUACUUAGUAAUCAUUGUAAAAUCAUUGAGUGGUUACAAAGAAAUCGGGACUGUGAUGAAACAAUGCAGAAAUAAGAAAUCUAUAAAUGGUACUUCAUCGUAAUUAUAACAACAUUUAAAUUUUCAGCUAAUAAUUUUUAUUAUUCAUUAAUUUUUUUUUUAUCUUUGAAAUGUAAAUACUUGUGAUAUGGCACAGGUUUUAAAAAUCUUGAGUUAACUUGAAACUUAUUACAUAUUAAAAUUGUUUAAGGAUAAUCAUUAUUAUUGGGACUGUGCUAUUAAAAAUUUUAUUUUCUGUUUGCAUUUACAUUCAGUAUAUCUAUAUAGCAUAUAGAAUUGUUUAAUUCUUGUUAUGUGAAUUGUAGAAUUACUAUUAAGAUUUUUGUUUUCUAAAGAAAUGUGAUUUUUAUUUCUUUUUUUGUAAUAUUUGUUAAUUUUUAUUUUUUGUUUGUGUUAAAAAUUAUGUGUUUUCAUUACUAUUUUCUGAUGAACGAACUGGCUUAAAUCUAGCAUGUUAUUCAUUAAGAUGAGUGGUGUAGCUGGAAGCAACUACCUUGAAUGUCAUUCUUUCAAAAGGAGGCAAAAGUAUCACUUAAAGCUGAUUGGUAGUUUUAUGUGUGGAUGAUUGUAGCAUCCACUUUUUGUCUUGGGUGCCAAAGCUUCUAACUGCACCACAAGCCAAAUAUGUACCAUCUUCUUUGCAGCAGGGACCAAUAAAUUGUUGGCCUUUUAUUUUUUUUCUCUCUCUCCAGGAUUUGCAUUUUACAUUCUUUGUUAAAUCUUUUAAUAUUUGUAAGAUAUUCCAUAUCUUCUGAAUCCAAACUGUCCUAUUAAUUGAAAUCUGUAUUAAAAAAUGUCACAUUUUUAAGAACAUUUUUUUAUUGGCAUAUUUGUUUUUAAAAAUAUCUAAUUUUAGCAAAAACUGAGUAUAUGCAAAAUGCUUUCAAAAUUCUUAUUAUGAGAGUAAUUAAAUAAAACUGAAAUAGUUUCUUCUGAGCUUUAAUAUUAUUAAUCCAUACUUUCAAUGAAUGAAAGGUAAGUUCUAAUUAUUGUUCAAAUUUUUUUUUUAAUAAUUGAAAAUGGAUAUUAUAAAGAUAUAUUAAUAUUUUUGAAUUGGGUUUUAAUGAAUUAAUUAUAAAUUACUGUACAAUUGUUCAAUGAUUUAUCAAAUAUUCAUCUAAAACAUCAGUUUUAUAAUGUAUAUUUAUGAUUGAUAACUAGCAUUAACAUGUUCAUGAUAUGAUUUCUAUCAAUAUUAUGGUAUAGAGAUAAAAAUAUGAUAUUGGCAAUAUGUUGCGAAAAAAAAUUGUUUAAUUGGAUUCUAUCGUUUGUUGUUUUUGAGACAUCAAUUCGCUUAUAAUGAAAAACAUUUUGAAAUUUCUAUGAAAUAGAUAUUCUAAUUGCAACUCUAUUACAUCAGUUGAACCUAGCCCUUGUAACUACAUCAUUUUCUUUCACAAUUUUGAAUACCUGCAAUGCAAUCUAUUGUUCAGAAGUGUUUUAAUUUUAUUAAUUUUUAUAAUAUAGUUAAAUAAUUUAAUAAGCAAUUAGUAUAAAAUGAUGUUUUGGCUUUUUUUUUCCUUUUGACGAAUUAGAACUAUAACAUUUUUUACUCUAUUGAUGCCUCAAAUUUUUGUUAAUAUAUAAUUUACCCUCUUCUUUCUAUAUAAUAUCUUUCAUGUGAAAGUGAGAUCAUGAUAUGGUGGAUCUCCUUCUUUGCACUGAGUGAAGGUAAUUAAUAGCCAUUCCCCUGCUGCAUGUAUUCUGCUCUUCCUCCUAAAUUUCUGAACUACACACUUAGCAAACAGAAUACAUUUAAGUGCAUACUGAUGCGCUGGGCAUUUAACUUAUCAUUCAGAAAAUAAAACAUGCAAUAAAAAUACUUCAACUUUAAUGUGUUUUUUGAAGGGAAAAAAUAGUUUUGUACACGUGAUUCCCAAAAUAAGUCUCGAUCCCUGAGAGAGGUGAUGGAAUUUUUAACGGAGCCAAUUGAGUGAUCCGACAGCCCACAAGUAUGACUGUUCAUACUGCCUUCUUUGUAUGAUAGUUAUAUCUACUUAUGCAACUUUCCAAACCUUUUUAUGCACACCCUUUGAUAUCAAUAGCUCAGCAGGUCUCUGGCUCAAAUAAUAUCAAAGAAUUCAAAUAAAUAAGAAGUUUUUAUAUUUAAAAAUUAUGUUUAACUACACUUCUGUAAAGAAAUAUUUGUCAAAUGAAAAUUGUAAGAUUUUUUUUAAAAUUUACCUUUUUUUUCUUUCUUUCAUGUCACAACUCUUUGUAGCACUUAAUAGCUUUCAUUUUGUAAUUCAAAAUGUAAUUUCUCCCAUAAUUACAUUUUUGCUUUAAUUGAGUGUUUUUUUUUUUUUUUUUUUUUUUUUUUUGCCUGUUAAAAAUAUUUUUAAAAUAUAGUUUCUCUUUUCAAAGAUUUUUCUCAGCAAAUUUUAAAUAUUGUAUUCGUCAUCAGAUAAAAGCGAAAAAUUCAAUAUAAUUUGGAUGAAAAAUUGAUUGACUUAAAAUAACUCCAAGCACAACUCGAUUUCUUUAAAAACAUUUGAAGCAUCCAUUUUCUUAAAAUAAACAAAUAAAAUAACUAUGGAUUGAUGGCAUAAUUUCAUAUCUUUGUUUUAUUAUAUGAUUUAUUUUUAUUUCAUGUAUAGAUUUAUAUAUUUUUAUGUUAUCAAAUAUUACAUUUCUUUUUUUUUCUAGGCGGGAAAAUAAAUUUCAUGAGCUUUAUAUAGUAAAUUGUUAUCCAAUUAGAUUAUUUCCAUUUUAAUAAUAAGAAAUUUAUAAUUAAAAGAAAUAUUUAAUUUAUAAUAAUAAGAAAUAUAAAUUACAAACAUUGAUACAUUCACAUUUAGAGUUAUAUUAGCUUGGUUGCUAAAUAAUCUAGUUGCAUACAAAUGAACUCCUGUUAUAAAAACAAAAAAGUGAAUCUCAUUUUACAAAUUAAAAAAGAAUGUACAUUUUAUUUCCUUUAAUUAUACGUUUUGUUCCUUCUCUCUUUUACCAUUCACUUCACUUCAUUUCUUACCAUGCAAUCAAAACCACACAUACAGGAACACUUUUUUUAGAAAAUAUUAUUCGUUCAAAAUGAAAAGCCAUUGUCCUGCUGAAGCUCUGGCAUCAUGUCUGCACUGUAUUAAAUGUUAUCUAUGCAAACAACUACUCAUUUAAAAUUUCCACUGAAAUAUUGUUUGUCUGCAAAUGUCACUUAUAGCUGUUCUGCAGUAUACAGAAAUUUCUGUACAAAAGGAUAAUAAUAAUAAUAAUAAAAAAAAAAGAACGUAUCUGUGUACUGAAAAAUACACAUAGAUAUGAACUUUAAAAAAAAAUUGGUGUUGAAUGCAAGUUGCAAUUUUUAAUUGUUUAUUCAUUAAAGAAUAUUUUUAAUAAUGUCUUGUAUUUGUACUAUUAUUUUAUUACAGGCAAUGUUUGCUUGUGAUAAAAAAAAAGGUAAAUAUAACUUGCUGUGUCAUUUUCAUUUUUGAUUUACUGUGUAAAGGCAUUUUUAUUAAAAGUCUAUUGUAGAAGAGAUGACUGUUAUCACCACAAACUGUCCGGUGAUUUGAAAAUGAUAUAUAUCUAUAUAUAUAUGUAUAUUGUAUAAGAAAAAUUGUUAUAUAUAUAAGCUUUUUUCAGUAUAAUUUUCAUGAUAAACUAUUUGGAUUUCAAGCCACAACAACAACAAAAAAGACUUCUUUUUAUAAUGCUGAACUUAGCAGAUGUUAGAGAAAUGAAUGGCAAUAUGAAAUCACAGUAAUAUGUUGGUAUAUGCUUGGAGAUCAUUUCAAAAUUAUAUCAGAAAAAUUCUGUUCUCUAAAGGUAUUCUUGAAAUUGAGUCAAGUCUCUUUUUAAUAUAAUUUUGUAAUACAUUUAAAUAUUAAAAUGCUAAUUAAUAAAAAAAUAUUCAAGCUACAUUUUUUUUAAAAUAUCAGCAAUAUAUUUUAUUAUAUUAUGAUCUAAAAAGUUUUUUUACAAAAUAAAUCUUUUUGAGCAACUUAUUUCCACACACUUUAGAAGUAACUAAAAUAAAAAUUAAAAAAAAUGAAGAUGUGUUAUAUUGAAUGCAUAUAAAUGUGUGGAUUCUAAACAUUUAAUUCUUCUUAAAUGAAAAUUGAUCAAUUCUGAAUAUAUGAGCAGUUGAAAUGAGAUUUUUUGUGAAAUUUAACAUUGGUAGCAACAUUUAAUGAAUUGGUCACUUUCAUAGCUUUUGUUAUUGGAGCUAUGAUAAAAACUGGGUCAUGACAUGUAUAUUCAAAUAAGUAUUGAUUUUUCACAUUUAAUUAUAUUUGUCGUAAUAAGCACUUAAUGUAUUUCCAAAAGAUAUUGAAAAAACCUUGUAGUAUUGUGAAGAGUUUUUAUAAAUGUGGCUCUUAAUGCUUUUUUUUCUUCUAAAAUAAUUCAUUUAUAUCAGUUUUUUUUCCCAUAGUGGAUGAAAUUAAAAACAAUUUAAUGGUUUUGUUAGUAUACAAUUUCGAUAAAUAUAAUAGUUCAGACUGAAAAUAUAUCUAUAAUAUACAUAAUUUGACUUCUAACUUAAAAUGUAAUAUUCUUUAAAUUUUUUUUUGUGCUCUUGGUUAAUGCUAAUUUAACUGGAGACUUGACUCUCAUAGUUCAAAAUUUUCUAAAAUGCUGUUGUUUAGUUUGAAUAUAAGUAUAUAUUGUUGCUAUUCUACAAUUUUUAUUAUAAUAGAAUAAAUUAUUAACAUAUUGAAUGUUUUAUUCUUUAUUACAGAAUAUUAAUCAGUUGAUCUUAAAAUAAAUAUGAAAUUGUCAAAACAUAGGAAUUAGAAAAUGAUUAUAAAUUGAAUCUUCUUACUGAAAUUCCUUACUCAUAAAUAUAGAGAUAAAUAUAAUGUGUUUACUGCUGUUAUUGGAAUAUCAAGAAAUGUUUAUGAGUUUAAUAGAGAUUCAAUUAACAUUUUACUGUGAUCUUAAAACAUUGAAAGUGUUAUGAAUACAUUUAUAUGAAAGAUAAGGCUGCCUUCAAAUUUAUGAUUGUGCUGUGAAAAAAAAAAAUGAGGGUGUUUUUAAUGUAACUGAUUUUUUUAAAAAAUUAUUCAAUUCUUGAUGCAACCAACUUUAAGAUGGUUUUUGAUUAUAUUUAACAGCAUGGUACUAAUUUGUUGAUGGAUUGCUGUUGAUAACCAACAAUCAGCAGGUAUUAAAUUAAUCAUAUUAAAUAUAAUAUCAAAUUUGGUGAGAGAUAUUGAAAAAUUUGGGGGACAGUAUUAUGUUUUUAAGUAUAAUCCAUUUUUUUUUGUUUGUUAUUUUUUUAAAUUGUUAGGUACAUGUAUUGCUUAUUGUUGACAUAAAAUGCAGUUUUCAAAUAAUUUGUGUGAAAAAUUGGGAAUUUGUGUCAUUUUUAUCAAGUUUGCUGUGUUUUUGUUCUUGUUAAUAAUUUUUGAAGUAUUUAAUGAUGAUAGCAUAGCAGUUAUAAUUUGAAGGCAGCCUAGGUUGUUAAUUUAAAUUGUUGUAAGAUGUUGAUGAGUGAAACUUUGAAAGCAGCAUUUUUUAGGCUCUACAACAGCCGCAUUGUACAGACUCUUAUUAAUCUCCAUUACAACUUGUACAACUAUGCAGUCAAAUCCUAAAUAAAUAUAUAUCUAUAUAUACAUGAAUGUCUCAUAAAAAGCUGCUCUUACCAUGCAGUACCUUUAUAUGAAUUACAAAAGACAUUGAGCACUGCUUUUUUUGCAGAGCCACACCACUUUCAAAGAUGUUGCAACUUCAAUUCCUUAUCAAAGUAUUGUUAAUAAUAUGCAUAAGUCAUGUGUGACAUAUUUAAAAAUUUGUGCUGUUUGUAGUAAAUUUGUUGUUCUGUUGCUCAAAAUUUUCUUUACAAUGAACAGUAAAUUGGGUAGUGGUUUGAUUUAGUUGGAAGUGUAUUUCCAACAUGUAUCCUGCCUUCUUGUGGCCGAUGAUAUUUUUAAAAAAAUUUUUCGAUUAUAUAUAUCACUGAUUUUAUUUAAAUCUUGUGAAAUUUAGAAAUCUUUUUCACUUGGAAAACAAGCUCUGUUUAUGCCAUUCAAAAAAUAUCUAGUUGAAAGGGGUUUACUGAUUUUUUACAACCUUUCUAGUUCAUCUAUUCUGAGUUCUACUAAAAACGAAGGAAAUAAAAAAUUUAAAUGUGCAAUUUCUCUUUCACAAAGACCCACUAUUGGGUAUUUAAUCAAAAGAUAGUUUCAAAAUGUAUGUCAUAUAUGUUAUUUUGUUACUGAUAUAAUUACAGUGAAUUCAGAAUUCUAUCGUGUUUUUUAGAUCGUAGAAUCUGUAUUUUUUUUAUUAUUAUAAUAUUAAUUUUUAAAAAAAUAAAAUUUGAUGUGUUUUUGUUGA